AUGUUUCGGGCAGUUUUCGUGAGUAAUCUGAUUCGAUCUUGCUCUAGAGUUAAGCAUCCAAUUGAUCGGAGCGCACGUUCGCUUCUCUCGUCGGAGAUGGUUCGUCUGUACAGCACCGAAAUGGAACCUCAGCUGUCUCCAGAUCUUAUUAAGAUAAUGGAUCAGAGACUAUCGUCGAUAGAACGCGAAAUGCUGUUCUUCAGAGGCUUAUUAACCAGGUAA
This is a messenger RNA of Microthlaspi erraticum, 222 nucleotides long. The record is from the annotation of a GenBank genome assembly. Lineage: Eukaryota; Viridiplantae; Streptophyta; Magnoliopsida; Brassicales; Brassicaceae.